AUGAACCUUCACUGGAAGAAGCACAAGAAGGAAUGCACCCGCAGCAAAGUCAGCAAGCCGACUCCCCCGCCCCCAACAACAACCAAACCCGCCCCCAACAGCUCCUCGUCCUCGUCCAUCCCCUACGUCGCCGGGGAGAAGCUGCCGAGGGGCCUCAAGAAGCCCGUCAACCCGGACCUGGGCUGGAAGCGCCUAUCUAAGGGGACCUGGUUCCACAACCGGCCCGAGUCGGACGUCUACAAGCUCCUCAUCGACGUCUACCGCCUCCGCAUGGACGACCGGUGGGACGUCGCCAAGGCGGCGGAGCCGGGUUCGCUGUACGUCCGGGGCGCGACCGACGGCGCGGCGGGCUUCAGGACCUUCCUCGACAAGGCGGCGCGGGUCAGGUCCGACAAGGGAUACCGUCUGCUGCCGGACUGGUGGAGCAAGGAGAAGCGGUCGGAGUGCGAGGCGCUGGGCGCCGACGCGACGCAGUGGACGAGCCUGUCGAGGAAGGUCGGCAAGUGGGACGUCCACAAGCACUACGACGACAUGGGGCUGGCGAUGCAGUUGAGGAGUCUGGCGGAGACGAUCUACAACAGCUCGGUUGACGGGAGGAAGAUUGCGAAGAUCCCGGAUGAGCUUUUUGAGCGGGAUCCGGAGCUGGAUUACUACGGUGCUUACGACGAUUUGUCUGAUUCGGACGAUACGGAUUCGAUGGACUUUGAUUACGAUGAGGCUGAUUUGAGAUUCUGA
Colletotrichum karsti is the source of this 735-nucleotide messenger RNA. RefSeq names its product mynd domain-containing protein. The record is from RefSeq and is a predicted model, not a curated record. Lineage: Eukaryota; Fungi; Ascomycota; Sordariomycetes; Glomerellales; Glomerellaceae. Bases 1 to 735 code for a protein of 244 amino acids. The transcript has a single exon.